UAUACUACCCAACGAAACAACAAUGGAAGAACCCAAAAGUUGCUUAAAGCCUAUUAUCUUUAUCAAUAUCGACAUAUCGCCUACACAAAGCCAGACUUUUAUUACAUACCUAGAAAAAGAUAGACAAGGUGGACAGAAGCAAAAAUUUGAAUGGUAAUAGUGAUAGGCGGCAGAAUGUCUUGUAUAAGAAAGUCCAACUAAGUUCCAUUUUAUUGCAUAAUAGUAAUAUGCGACCAUUGAAUAGUUUCAUCAAGCAAUCAGAAAUAUAUCAAAGACCAGUACUACAAAUAUCAAAUAGACUGAAGUUAGGUUUAGAAAAGAUUUUUGGUGACUACCUUGAAUUAUACUCAAGUUACAAAAAAAAUGGGAAAAAAAGAAUACCAGCAUCAAAAUUACUUGGCCGGGCUUUCCAAAAUAUGCGGAAGAGAAGGAUUUCAAGUAAUGUUGAAUGGAUAAAAACAAGUAAAAAUCGACCAAAGAAAAUCAGAAAAUUAUUUGUUUCCUCAAACCCAAACCUAUUUGAACAGCUUACGGCAAACUUUGACAUGGACGAUUUUUUUGUGUCAAAGGACGAAUUUUCUGCUUCGGAUAGCAAGUUAUUUACUACAUGCCAUCCAGGUUACAUGUAUUUUUUUAUAAUCACAUAUCAGCACUGUCUCAACAAGCAAAUAGAGAAAAAAUUAGAAAGUAAUGUAGGAUCGAAUUGGCGAGCCAACAACAUUUGGUAUAGCGUCUCUAUUGAUAAAAACCAAUUGGAUACUGUGUUCGGCUCAAUAACAAAUUUGGAAAAGUCUUUCUUUGCAAGCGGAAUACUCAUGAAGGACGACGAACUUCGAAAAGCAAAAUUCUGCACCCGUGGUGAAGAAAUUCUACCAGCUAUCCAACACAAGUAUCAGCAUUUGGACUUUAUUUUGAAAUCACACUUUGUUGUUGCACAGAUAUCUUCAAAGCAUAUUCAACUUAGUUUGCAUCAAGUGGUCAAACUGGCAUCACCUGGAGAAGAUCCAGCGUCCAUCAUUAUUCAGGAUGAAAUAAUACAUAUCCAUGAUCUAUAUGAUACACUCUGUAAAAAUAUUAUGAAGAGCCUACAAGUCAAUUGUCAAGUUGACUAUUGCACCACCCACAAGAGUCAGAAAGAUACACAAUAUGAUUUCCAGUUAUUAGAGAUAUAUAACAAUAUUUAUCGAAAUUUAAAACCAUGCGUUGUUGAACUUUUGGAAAAAAACAAAUCAAAUUUGGACAUGGAUUCCAAAAUACAGCUGGAUAUCAACACAAAAUGUGGUUGCAGUAUUAAUAUAUUUCUUCGUGACAUUAUUGAAGGAGGCCUUAUGUCAGUGAUAGAAAGUAUGGCAACAGAUAUAGUGGCUUCUUUGACCAACAAAAAGUUAUUUGGAAACUAUGUACCGAAUUAUAUUUUUGUGUUUGGAGAUCCGUUCAAUCUGGGGCAGGGUUCACCGAUCCACAAAACACACACCAUGCUUUUGCAAAAAGCGAUUGAUGACGGCGUAUAUAUUAAAGAAAAAGAUACAAAGAUAUGUGUACUAAGAGAAUCUAUUUACCAAUUACUGGAGACAUUUUUAUCUGGAAAAAAGCCUUACAUGUUUGAUAGGUUUGUCACUGGAACUUUGUGCCAAGUAUCAAGCAAUACAUACGGGAUUAAUAUUUCACCAUAUGAUAUAGACGAUUACAUGCCUUUCACCCGAAUAAACAGUGAUGGUGAUAUCAAAAAUACUAUUUCAGAUGACGGUAGUUAUUUGGUAUUUAUUCAGAAAGGGAAGCCAGUUUCAACAAAAGGGCUUAUAAUUCAAAUCAAUGAACCUAAAGAUGUCAGAUUAAAUAUUCUUCAAUUAGAAAGUUCAGCCAGUACUGUUCCGGACAAGUAUACUCUAUUGCGCGGCGACACUCCUGGUGGUACUUAUGAUAUACUCCAAUAUUGCGUCGUAUAAUUCUAUUAGAACAUAUAUGGUAGAAUAUGAGCAGAUUAGCAAUUACUUAUCUAUCAAACUAUCGAGAGAAUGUAUGGGCAAUAUUGAUGAUUAUAUUCAUAGAUCUUAUUACUCAA
Messenger RNA from Mucor mucedo, 2062 nucleotides. RefSeq lists its product as uncharacterized. Bases 228 to 1946 code for a protein of 572 amino acids. The transcript has 5 exons. The record is from RefSeq and is a predicted model, not a curated record. NCBI's taxonomy places the organism in Eukaryota, Fungi, Mucoromycota, Mucoromycetes, Mucorales, Mucoraceae.